This is a messenger RNA of Notolabrus celidotus (New Zealand spotty), 1979 nucleotides long. Its product is annotated as monocarboxylate transporter 12-B-like. Lineage: Eukaryota; Metazoa; Chordata; Actinopteri; Labriformes; Labridae. Gene Ontology annotation, biological process: monocarboxylic acid transport; transmembrane transport. The transcript is spliced from 3 exons. The record is from RefSeq and is a predicted model, not a curated record. The annotation marks the transcript as partial. Gene Ontology annotation, molecular function: monocarboxylic acid transmembrane transporter activity.
GUCCUGUCUCGCCGCUCGACGCGGAGCUCGCUGUGAAACUCUCCAAAGAGGACCGCCUCCUGCCGGUAAGCCCCGCCCCUCAGGGGAGGCGGUGCUUCAGCUCCGGCUUCCUAUCCAGUAAGGAGUACCGCUUCCUGCUGCUGCCGGACUUCCUGGGUCUGUCGGCGUCCUUCCUGUUCCUGGCCAGCGGCUGCAGCCUCCCCUUCGUGUACCUGGUCCCGUACGCCCUGAGCGUGGGCGUGAGUCACCAGCAGGCCGCCUUCCUGAUGUCCAUCCUCGGGGUCAUCGACAUCGUGGGAAACAUCACGUUCGGCUGGCUGACGGACAGACGGUGUUUGAAGCCGUACCGUCUGGCGUGUUACAUCGUCUCCGUGGCGAUGGAGGGUCUGUGCUGCCUCUUCGCUCCGUUGCUCCGCUCCUUCACGCUCCUCGUACCCUUCGCCGUCCUCUACGGGUACUUCGACGGCGCCUACGUGGCUCUGAUCCCCGUGGUGACGUCAGACCUGGUGGGAGCUCCGUACCUGUCCUCUGCGCUGGGCGUGGUCUACUUCCUCCACGCCAUCCCCUACCUGCUCAGCCCGCCUGUCGGAGGUUGGCUUGUUGACGUCACAGGAAGUUACACGGCCACCUUCUUCCUGAGCGGCACCGCCCUGCUGGUCAGCGCGCUCGUCCUCGCCAUCGUCGCCGGGAUACGAUACUGCAGCCGCCGCCAAAAGUUUACCGCCAUCUCCAAGGACACCAAGCCCGAGCCCCUCCCCCUCAGCCUGUCGGACCAAUCGGAGCGCUUCCUCACUUUCAACAAGGAGGCCGUCAGUCAGGGCGUUUCCUCCUAGCCUCAGAGGAAUCACCAAUCAGAUUCAUGGACACGAGGGAGAGAGGAGCUGAAGAGGAUCUCUGGGGGUCUCCAGAGGUCCGGACUCUACGGGACGAGCCAGAACAGGAACCAACCAAUCACAGAGCUCACUGGCUGAGCUGAAAACCAACAGAUCAGGGAUUAAAGGAAGAGGCGUGAUGAAUGAGAGAGCGAGGGAUGAGUUCUUCUUCUACUGUUUUUAUUUGUGAAAUCAUAUCAGGUUAAUUGUUACAGGACAGCGCCCCCUGGUGUCAGCUGAGACACACAGACGCAGUUUAUAAUCAGAUCUCUAACUCAGGUAGACGUGAGCUCAGGGGAAGAAUCACACCUGUGAUUGGUUUAAAUGAGGGGGCGUGGCUUAACGGCUCAAUGACUCCCCUUAUGUUUUUAAAGACUCCGCCCCCUGCGGCACGUUCAGCCUCCAUAUGUGAGACUUAGAGGGCUCGUGUAUUAAGACCAGAUCUACUUAGACCCUCAUCUUAAACCUCUCAGGAAGUCCGCCAUUUUUAAUUUUGUGGUUACAAAAAUAAUGUGUGAAUUCUGAGCCGCUUCCAGGGGAUUCUUCUGGAUCAGGUCCUCGUUAAGUCCUCAUCCGAUCCAGUUCACAUUUAGAGUAAAGUCCGGAGAGACGGUCGUCCUGAGAAGCUUUAAAACACACGGAGGAGGAGGAGAGUCUAAACCGGUCCAGAAUCCAGGUUUUAGAGUAAAGAUCUUUGCUCUGUUUUCCUCAGGGUCUCUAAAAGAAUCUGCAGGACAGUCUUCAUGCUCUGUUAGAGCGCCACCUGCUGGUGAGCCGCUCAGUCUUCUGUAGCAGGAUCCAGUCUGUGUAAUGAGUUCACUUCAUGUAGUCUCCGGUCUGUCCUGCCCCGCCCCUCGCUCCUCCCUCAGGUGUGCAGAGGUGUGAGGCCCGCUGAGGGGGGCAGGAAGUCUGAGCUGAGGACUAACACAGAGUUUCUAACCCUGAGAGCCCAGACCGGUCCCCUUAGCGGACUCAGCGGACUCCUCUGGACCUCUUCUUCAGUGUUUGAUGCCAAACUGUGAUCAACAGACUGAGACCCUUCCUCUCUGCAGAGACCGUCUGUCUGUUUUCAUGAAUAAUAAAUAAAUCUUUAAAUCUGGACCGUCA